Molecule: messenger RNA, 1356 nt
Organism: Aspergillus pseudonomiae
Lineage: Eukaryota; Fungi; Ascomycota; Eurotiomycetes; Eurotiales; Aspergillaceae
Product: cytochrome P450
Exons: 3
Coding region: 1-1356 (451 amino acids)
Molecular function (GO): iron ion binding; monooxygenase activity; heme binding
Source: RefSeq, a predicted model, not a curated record
AUGCAUCGAUACCCGACUGCGCCCUUGAUACGAUUCCAAGAGCUUGGGAUUUACAACUAUCUCGUCCUGGCAGACGAGGAAGCUUUGCGAGAUGUCUUGGUGAAGAGCUCCUAUGAUUUUGAGAAACCAAAGGAAGUUCGAGCCGCAAUCGCAGGCAUGGUCGGACACGGUUUGGUCACAUCGGAAGGGUCAGACCAUCGAGCACUACGCCUCGCCAUCGGCUCUGGGUUCAAUAUCCAUAGUGCGCGGAUGUUUUAUUCAGUUAUUUGGCAGGAGGCCCGUGAUUUCCUAGCUCGAUUACAGCAGGACGUUACGACAGGAUCUUCACAUGAUGCAGAAGUUGCUGGAGGGAUUGAUGUUAACAACGUCUUCCGUAAACUGUUCAUCAACAUCAUCGGAAUAAGGCUUGUGGGGGACCAUUGGCGUGGAGUGUCGGACGGACCAAAGAAGGUUGGCGAUGCGUUUGACAAGAUCCUGGAACCUAGUUUAGGAAAUAUUUUCUCCUUUGCGAUGUACCUGGCCUUUCCACGCUGGGUUAGUAGGAUUGUCUCCUGGAGCAAUAAGACAACGAGAAGAGCCGCAAAAGAUGAACUGCAUGCAUUAUUUCUGAGCCUCGUGCUACUGCAGCAACAAGACAAUGCACAGAAGGAAAGAAAACCAUCACAGCCUAGCCUUAUCUAUUCAAUGACGCAGCGACACUCAUAUACAGCGGACAGUAUCACAGAGCAAAUCAUGCAAGAUUUUACUAGUUUCGAACUCUUAGCUUUCACACUGUCCUGGUGCUGCUAUGAGCUAGGUUACAACCCGUCGUUUCAAGCUCAUCUUCGCCGUGAGGUUAAAGAUGCUCUUUCUACAUACAGAGAGGGAUCAUGGACCACUAUGGAGUCUCUCCCAUUGCUAAACGCAUUCUGUUUGGAAGUGCUCCGUCUUCACCCCAUCGCACCUGUGACUGCUCGACAAGCUAUCCGCGAUACAACAAUUGCAGACGUAAAAGUUCCCCGCGGUACUGGAAUAAUUCUCUGCCCCUAUGCCAUGGCUCGGUGCCGCCAUAUAUGGGGUCCUCGAAGCAACGAGUUUUACCCGGAACGGUGGAUUGUGCUCGAUGAACAUGGACAGAAAAAGAUCGACCCCACAGGUGGCACCUCUUCGAAGCAUGCUUCCCAUCCAUUCCUUUUCGGUCGACGUGAAUGUCUUGGAAAGGAGCUUGUAAUGGCUCAAAUGCGAUGCGUCGUCGCUGCGGUUACCGAGCAGUUUUCCAUCGAGCUGCAAGGCCCUCCUGGAGAUAAUCCUGUAGGUGGAAUGAUAACAAUUAGGCUGCUCAAUGGGAUGCAUGUACGGCUGAAAAAGAUAAAUUAG